Pteronotus mesoamericanus is the source of this 627-nucleotide messenger RNA. It is a transcript of the gene VENTX, whose product is annotated as VENT homeobox. The transcript has 2 exons. Bases 1 to 627 code for a protein of 208 amino acids. Gene Ontology annotation, molecular function: DNA-binding transcription factor activity, RNA polymerase II-specific; RNA polymerase II transcription regulatory region sequence-specific DNA binding. Gene Ontology annotation, biological process: regulation of transcription by RNA polymerase II; embryonic morphogenesis. Gene Ontology annotation, cellular component: nucleus. The record is from RefSeq and is a predicted model, not a curated record. Lineage: Eukaryota; Metazoa; Chordata; Mammalia; Chiroptera; Mormoopidae.
AUGGCCCCGGCGUCGCUCACCAUGAACCCCGCUGGGCGCGGGACUUUUGGCGGGGACCGUGCGGGGCCCGGCGCGCUGCCCUUCAGUGUCGAGUCCCUCCUGGAAGCGCAGCGCCGGCGCGGCCCCGAGCCCGCGGAGCCCGGGGAGGAGAGGCCGCGGGGAGCCCCGGAGCCCCGGGCCUGGCUCCCACCAGCCGCCCGCUCGCCCUCCCCACGCGCCCCCAGCCCCCCGCCCUGCACCCUCCGAAAACACAAGAACAACCGAAAACCGCGGACGCCCUUCACCACCGCGCAGCUGCUGGCGCUGGAGCGCAAGUUCCGCCAGAAGCAGUACCUGUCCAUCGCAGAGCGCGCCGAGUUCUCCGGCAGCCUGAGCCUCACCGAGACGCAGGUGAAGAUCUGGUUUCAGAACCGCCGGGCCAAGGCCAAGCGGCUGCAGGAGGCCGAGCUGGAGAAGCUGAAGCUGGUGCCCAAGCCGCUGCUGCCCGCGUUCGCCCUGCCCUUCCCCCUGGGCGCCCACUUGCAAGGCGCCCCGGGCGCUUACGGCGCGGCGACAGGCAACCUGCCGCAGGUGCCGGGACUCCUCGCCACGCCCGUCACUGCCUACGGCCUGUACUACCUCUCCUAG